This is a messenger RNA of Anoplophora glabripennis (Asian longhorned beetle), 810 nucleotides long. RefSeq names its product ankyrin repeat domain-containing protein SOWAHC-like. The annotation marks the transcript as partial. The transcript is spliced from 9 exons. NCBI's taxonomy places the organism in Eukaryota, Metazoa, Arthropoda, Insecta, Coleoptera, Cerambycidae. Gene Ontology annotation, molecular function: protein binding. The record is from RefSeq and is a predicted model, not a curated record.
CGGCACUUGAACACUUUGGAACACCAGGCUUAUACGGUUCUGCAUUGGGGGGCAAAAUAUGGGAAUGCAGACAUCAUCAAAAUCUUCGCUGGGAAGUACAAGGUCGACGUCAAUGGCAAAACGAAUGGGGGAUAUACACCUUUGCAUAUAUCAGCGCAAUUCGGACAUAAACAUAUCUUCAAGUUAUUAAUAGAAGUCUACAAGGCUGACACGAAUAUAAGGGAUUACAGCGGUAGGACGCCGGAAUUCUACCUUCUAGCAAAGGAACAGAAAGAGGGGACCGGCAUAACUUUGCGCAAGAUAAAAGGGAGAAAAAAACAAUCAGAAAAGGAUUUAGGUUUCUUGAGAAUCGGUUCACUGAAUGUCCGCGUCAAGAAAACCACAGAAGCUUUUAGUAAUUUCCUGGGAGUAGGAGGAGGAGCUAUCAAUCCGGGGGAUGCGGUUAAUGAGAAAGUUCUUAAAGGUUGGGGAUCUGCUGAUAAUGUCAGUAAGGAAGAGAUGGCUGCGCCAAAGGGCUAUGUGUCAAAAAAGAGGCCAAAGAGGACCUACGAAUCUGGACGUAACAGUACACCAUCUACUCCCAAAACACCAACAAAAAAUUUCAACUCUGUCAAUUGUAAUGACUCAGAUUCAGACACAGCAGCGGGCUUUGACUCGAAUUGGAAAAAUUAGUCUUAAAGAGUUAAUUCGAAUACUUAAGCAUCACACUUUGUAUGUAUAUGUCUGUUUAAAUUUAUGUUUGUGUUUGUAGCUAUUUAUUACAAAUUUUAUACUGAUAAAAGGUGAUAUGUGUUAUUGAAUAAAAAAAAG